AUUGCUUCGCUUACUCAGAUCUUUCGUACUUAAUUAUUAAUUAUUAAUUAUAAUAAUUAAUAUAUAUAUUUAAUUAUAAUUUUUCAAAUUUAUUUUUGUGCGCAUUUUGUUUGAAUUUUUGCACGAAUUUGAUAUUUUGUUAAUUUAUUUGUUUAUUUAUUUAAAUUAGUGUUUGUCAGUGGGUUGUUACAAAUAACGAAUGCAGUUUGCCGAAUUGCCGGGUGGAUGGGAAUUUUGUGUGUUGCACGCGUGAGGAUAUAAAUAAAUAAAUAAAUAAAGUUUGUUGUGUGAAUGUGAAUUUAGCUCGGGGGUGUGUUGCCAGAGCGUGUGUGAAUGAUAAAUGGAGACGCGAGUGUGCGCUACCGGUAGCACGGUGUCCGGUGGUACCGAAACGCCGUCGAGAGGCGUCGCGACGCCCUCACCUGUGCCCUCACUACCCUCCUUGCCGGCUUCCACCGGGAUCACCGCGACCACGUCCUCCGCGAGCGUGGGUAUCGCGGCUUCCGCGGUUUUGACUUCCGCAGCUUCUAUGCAAAGCUCCUCCAGUCCAGUGGUAUUACCAAGUCCACCGAUUGUUUCUUCUCACGCCAGCCUUCCGAAAAUACUCAGCAGAAACGUCAAUGGAACACUCGUCCAGACAUCUGUCCCACAAAAUGAAGCCGAGCUCCAACUUUAUCGUGUUAUGCAACGUGCUUCUCUUUUAGGAUAUUAUGAUACGCUUUUAGAAAUGGGUGGGGAUGAUGUGCAGCAGCUCUGUGAUGCCGGCGAAGAAGAAUUUUUAGAAAUAAUGGCGUUAGUCGGCAUGGCAAGUAAGCCUCUGCAUGUCAGAAGACUGCAAAAAGCAUUGCAAGAAUGGAUAACUAAUCCUUCAUUAUUUCAAACUCCAGUAGUACCGUCAAACACCGCGGCAGCUAAAAGUAGUUCUACUAGCGUACCAAUAGCAGCCGCGAGCCCACGAACCCAUCAAACAAAUUCCUCAAUAUUUCCGCUUGCACAAACAAGCCCGACAACACCCUUUUCAUCAACAACCCACGUGCCUCUUACACCGUUGCCUUGUAGAAGUGUCAGUCCUGUUACGCCGGUAACGACUGUCAUUGCACCUGCCGCAUCAACUUUUCGACACAGUCCGAGUCCUAAUACACCACUUGCUUACACCGGAUCUCACAGUCCUGGUGUCCUUCAAGUCGGAACAUGCGAAUCAUCAUGCGGAAGUGGUACGACACCGAGUCCAAGUGGUGGCGGUGGUGCACCACCAAGUCCUACCCAAGUUACACCGACAUUAUUGCCGUCGCAGGUGCAACGUCUUGCUGACGCAGCUGAAAGACUUGCGUGUAAUCUACGACCGCUAGACCCUAAGCCCCAUAAUGUUAAGAAAAAAAUUUGUAAAAAUCUCGAGCAGAUAGUUAUGGCGAUGCCGGACAACGAUCCCAGGAGGAUGGACGAAAUAAGAAAAUACGCGGCUAUUUAUGGGAGAUUUGAUUGCAAAAGAAAACCUGAAAAACCUUUGACGCUACACGAGGUAUCUGUUAAUGAAGCUGCUGCACAAAUUUGUCGGUUUGUUCCAGCUCUGUUGACGAGACGUGACGAAUUAUUUCCACUAGCUAGACGCGUCGUACGCGACUCCGGUUAUCAUUACUCUAAAAGUCAAUUUUUAAUGACAAGACGCGGGGAAAAUGGUGACGAAGAGACUGACAAAAGUAAACGACAGCAUCUUGACGCAGAUGCUGAGGGUGAGGACACGUCCCAGGCCGAGUUGGAUUUACGCUGUACCGGGUCGGAUAUCAACAAUACGUUAAGGAGACAUGUCUCAUCAAGUCCAGUUUGGAGGAAGAAGAGUAACAACGGUGGGUUUAUUACGAAUAUCGAAGAAGUCAGCGACACUGACAGCCAGUUUUCCUUUUCUAAUGAUGAAUCUUUACACGAUAUUAAUGAAUUGGAAACCGACAAUACUGAUAAGGAAAGUGAUUUUAAUUUAAAAGUAAUUGCUUCGCGAGGAGACAAUAUUAUUGCUGUUGCAAAUCCAGCAUUAAUGGAGUGCAAUCAUCCAACAAUAAAAAAAGAACCCGAAGACGAGAAGUCAAUAUUGUGAUACUAGAAUUUAUAAAAUACUCCAAGGAUUCUCUAUCAUUUAAAAUUAUUUUUCUCUAUUCUAGCUAUAAAACAAUCAAAAUUAAAAAAAAUUUUUUUUUUCAAGCUAAAGUAACCCUAGUUAAUUAUUGUUAAAGAAAAUUUAAUUAAUAAGAUGUGGUGGUUGUGGGUGGUCGCCUUGUGCGCAUUCACCAUAAUGAUUGCCAUGGUUGUGGCAAUUAUCGAGUACUUUGUCCUGAACCAUCAACUCUCCGAGUUGGUGUAAAUUUGUCACUUAAUUGAGGAAAAGAAAAAAAAAUUGACUGUAGUGAAAUGAGUAACUAUUGUGUUGAGUUUAAAAUAAAAAUUGACAAUGUAGGGCCAAGCAAUAUGUAAAUAUACUGAAAAAAAUUGUUUUUGUUCAAUCAUUGUGUCGCUAUUAAAAAAUUAUUAUUGUUUUUUUGUUUAUUACUGAAGAAAUGUCUUCCAAAUAAUUUAUUAUGCCUUAAAAAUUAU
Messenger RNA from Microplitis demolitor, 2583 nucleotides. It is a transcript of the gene nab, whose product is annotated as NGFI-A-binding protein homolog. Gene Ontology annotation, biological process: negative regulation of DNA-templated transcription. Gene Ontology annotation, molecular function: transcription factor binding; transcription coregulator activity. Gene Ontology annotation, cellular component: nucleus. The record is from RefSeq and is a predicted model, not a curated record. The transcript has 11 exons. The coding region runs from base 341 to 2089 and encodes 582 amino acids. Lineage: Eukaryota; Metazoa; Arthropoda; Insecta; Hymenoptera; Braconidae.